Piliocolobus tephrosceles (Ugandan red Colobus) is the source of this 1556-nucleotide messenger RNA. RefSeq names its product cyclin B2 (gene CCNB2). Gene Ontology annotation, biological process: mitotic cell cycle phase transition. NCBI's taxonomy places the organism in Eukaryota, Metazoa, Chordata, Mammalia, Primates, Cercopithecidae. The transcript has 9 exons. Gene Ontology annotation, molecular function: cyclin-dependent protein serine/threonine kinase regulator activity. The record is from RefSeq and is a predicted model, not a curated record. The coding region runs from base 192 to 1388 and encodes 398 amino acids.
GUGCGCAGGGCCGCCCAAUGGGGCGCAAGCGACGCGGUAUUUGAAUCCUGGAACAAGGCUACAGCGUCGAAGAUUCUCAGCGCUGCGGGCCGGGAGAGCAGCCCUAACGGCGCUUCGUACGCCAGUGCCCUCCCUUUUCAGUCCGUGUCCCUCCCUGGACCGGGCUGGCACUCUUGCUUUCCCCGUCCCUCAUGGCGCUGCUCCGACGCCCGACGGUGUCCAGUGAUUUGGAGAAUAUUGACACAGGAUUUAAUUCUAAAGUUAAGAGUCAUGUGACUAUUAGGCGAACUGUUUUAGAAGAAAUUGGAAAUAAAGUUACAACCAGAGCAGCACAAGUACCUAAGAAAGCUCAGAACACCAAAGUACCAGUUCAACCCACCAAAACAACAAAUGUCAACAAACAACUGAAACCUACUGCUUCUGUCAAACCAGUACAGAUGGAAAUGUUGGCUCCAAAGGGUCCUUCUCCCACACCCGAGGAUGUCUCCAUGAAGGAAGAGAAUCUCUGCCAAGCUUUUUCUGAUGCCUUGCUCUGCAAAAUCGAGGACAUUGAUUAUGAAGAUUGGGAGAACCCUCAGCUCUGCAGUGACUAUGUUAAGGACAUCUAUCAGUACCUCAGGCAGCUGGAGGUUUUGCAGUCCAUAAACCCACAUUUCUUAGAUGGAAGAGAUAUAAAUGGACGCAUGCGUGCCAUUCUGGUGGACUGGCUGGUGCAGGUCCACUCCAAGUUUAGGCUUCUGCAGGAGACUCUGUACAUGUGUGUUGCCAUUAUGGAUCGAUUUUUACAGGUUCAGCCAGUUUCCCGGAAGAAGCUUCAGUUAGUUGGGAUUACUGCUCUGCUCUUGGCUUCCAAGUACGAGGAGAUGUUUUCUCCAAAUAUUGAAGACUUUGUUUACAUCACAGACAACGCUUAUACCAGUUCCCAAAUCCGAGAAAUGGAAACUCUAAUUUUGAAAGAAUUGAAAUUUGAGUUGGGUCGACCGUUGCCACUACACUUCUUAAGGCGAGCAUCAAAAGCCGGGGAAGUUGAUGUUGAACAGCACACUUUAGCCAAAUAUUUGAUGGAGCUGACUCUCAUCGACUAUGACAUGGUGCAUUAUUAUCCUUCUAAGGUAGCAGCAGCUGCUUCCUGCUUGUCUCAGAAGCUUCUAGGACAAGGAAAAUGGAACUUAAAGCAGCAGUAUUACACAGGAUACACCGAGAAUGAAGUAUUGGAAGUCAUGCAGCACAUGGCCAAGAAUGUGGUGAAAGUAAACGAAAACUUAACUAAAUUCAUCGCCAUCAAGAAUAAGUAUGCAAGCAGCAAACUCCUGAAGAUCAGCACGAUCCCUCAGCUGAACUCAAAAGCCGUCAAAGAUCUUGCCUCCCCACUGAUGGGAAGGUCCUAGGCUGCCAUCGCCCCUGGGGAUGUGUGCUUCAUUGUACCCUUUUUCUUACUGGUUUAGAACUCUUGAUUUUGUACAUAGUCCUCUGGUCUAUCUCAUGAAACCUCUUCUCAGACCAAUUUUCUAAAUAUAUAUUGAGGAAAAAUAAAGCGAUUGGUUUUUCUUAAGGUA